CUUGACACAAUCUUUGACUGAAAUUGAGUUUAAAGGAUAUAGUAUCCAAUGGAAUUCUUCAAAUGUCGAGAUGUCCGUUGAAAAGGGCCAGAGAAGCGAAAUAAACCCGAAGUAGUAGCCACUACGGCAAAAAAUCCCGACUAACGUAGUCAGAUUUCACGCUUCGGCUGGAUGCAAGCGACGUACAUGCGCAUUGUCUCAUUUUGGGGGAAAUUUACUUGCGGCAGCCGUAUAAGAGCCAGCCAUAGCGAUUUGCUUAAACUCCCUAUUGUUUAGGGUCAGGGUUUGAGAUAAUUCAAAAUCAAAACAGAAGGCCAAAAACAUAAACAGAAAACCCUACCGUUAAGUUAGAAAACUCAAAUCAAAAUUAUCGCUUAUCCUGGGUUACCUUAAUCGGGUUUUAAACAAAGCGGCCCAGUAGCUCCGCUUUAGGCUUGGCUAAAUCUAUAUAUUGGUGUCAGAUGUGAGCAAAAGAACUGGGAACGAAUGAGAAAUCUCCGAGGAAGGCUGGAUCGAGUAGUGACUGAAGGCGCUCAAAUUACAAAAUGGAGAAAAUGUCGGAUGAAUCAGAACCUUCUUUUACGAUUGUAAACAAACAACUUCAGGACGUAAUACGGUUUCAGCACACAGCUAUGGCCAGAAUGAAAGCCAAGAUGUCAAGGACAGAUGAUCGAGUUCCAUGUGAAGAGUAUGAGAAGUUGGUCAGGGAACUUGAGGAAGAAAAACUUGAACAUGUGAGAACAAAAGCAAAACUUGCUAGUGAGAGUGAAAGAUUGCAGUUUGCAUUGGGAGAAAUAGACAUUCUAAACAAGCAGCUACAGAGGGAAAAGUUAUCAUUUGAAAAUGCGUAUGGCCAGGCCAAAAACAAAGCCCUGGAAGAAAGCCAGGAGAAGAAACAGUUCCAAACAAAGUGCCAAGCAAUGGAAGAACUCUGUACUAAACAAGAUGAUAUUUUAACAACAAAAGAUGCAAAAAUAAAGGAAUUGAAACUUCGCCUGCUGCGCCAGAAGCAAUUUCACCAACAACAACUGUCUGACUUGGACAUUCAUCGGCAGCAAGAACAAUAUAUCAAUUAUACAACACAGAAAUCUCAAGAGAACAAUAAAAAGACUCGUCAGAAACGUGUUUCCUUCAGAUGACCCAUGCCUACAUCUAGACAUUUAUACACCAGUCAUCUUUAUAUUUAAAUUAAAUGAAUCAUUUUAAUUAUUAAUUAUUAAUUUAUAACAAUCUUUGUUACUCAAUGAAGAAGGUUUUUCACCAGGAUGGUUUUUUACCAGGAUGGAAAUCCCAGAGAAAUGGUCGGAGUAGUGCUGAAGAAUAAAAUUAAUGUGUUGAGGAGAUGCUAAGGAUUUUAUUGGGUCAGUAUGUUUAGAGAAGCUAUGGUAUGUCACAUGGUUAUAAGGUAAUUUUGAAGGAAUGCAUCUUGAACAGUGAGGCUUUUUUGGGGAGGGGGUAGGGGGUAGGGGUUACUAGGGUGGUUUGGAAAUCAAAAAAUUGUAACAAUCAUCCAUACUUCCACACUGCCCUGAUCCUGUGAGUAUCUCCCAGGGAUGUCAAUUGUAUGUUUACUUGGGGUGACUAUGACCCAAAAGGUUUGUCAUGUCUGGCUAACAGCCAUAUCAUUUAAUUGAAACCUGUCAAGGUAUAUGAAUGUACAGCACUGUGGAACCUCGAUUUAACGAAGUCGUUGGGGACCGGCCAAAUUUGUUUGUUAAAUCAAGGGUUCGUUAUAUCGAAAACCUCAAUAUAACAAAUUUGAGGGGAAACAACCAACAAUGUUCGUUAUAUCAAGGUCAUAGUUAAUGAUUGAUUUGUAACACAGGUGACUUCUGUCAUGCAAUUCAAUGCAAUUUACGUCACCCAGAAGUACCCCAGAUGCAACUCAUUAACCAUGGUGGCUUUCAGUAUCAAUUAUUUUCACUUUUGAGUAGACGUGCAGCUUUUGUUUACAAAAGAACGACACU
Orbicella faveolata is the source of this 1967-nucleotide messenger RNA. Its product is annotated as spermatogenesis-associated protein 24-like. NCBI's taxonomy places the organism in Eukaryota, Metazoa, Cnidaria, Anthozoa, Scleractinia, Merulinidae. Gene Ontology annotation, molecular function: DNA binding. The record is from RefSeq and is a predicted model, not a curated record. Gene Ontology annotation, cellular component: cytoplasm; nucleus.